Cydia pomonella (codling moth) is the source of this 2407-nucleotide messenger RNA. RefSeq lists its product as uncharacterized. Lineage: Eukaryota; Metazoa; Arthropoda; Insecta; Lepidoptera; Tortricidae. The record is from RefSeq and is a predicted model, not a curated record. Gene Ontology annotation, cellular component: dendrite; axon; neuronal cell body. Gene Ontology annotation, biological process: sensory perception of taste. The transcript has a single exon. Bases 1 to 1239 code for a protein of 412 amino acids.
AUGAUCACGAACAAAGAUGACAAUACAGAAAAAGUAAAAACUAAAAAAACAAAGUUAAAAACUGAAGAUAUCGUACAUAGUUUCGGACCAGCUCUCUUCUUGGAGCGCAUAUGCGCAAUUUAUCGAUUUAGAAUUUUUGAAGGAAUCUUAAUGCCUACAAGUAAUUUAAUGAAAGUAUUCGGAUUAGUCGUAGUAAUUGUAAUUGCUGCUGUUUUCCUGUACUACUUCGAUAUCCCUGAAGCGCUCUCUAGAGCAGAACCGCUACGGGAUACUAUGGAAGAUUUCCCAUCGAUCGUCAUCCUCAUUCAAUACGUCACGUCUGCCGUGAUGACGUCUUGUUUGCUGAGUCGGGCGAAUAUUCGGAUCAUGAACUCGCUCGCAAACAUCGACUCAACGCUUCGUCUUAACACAAGUGAAGAGUUUUAUAGAAAAUCAAGAAGCCAUUCAGUUAUAGCGCUAUGCGUUAUGGUGAUCAUCCACAUAAUCUCCAGUGCAUCAGAUUUCUUUUUACGAAUUAAUGAAGAUAGUUACUUUAUUAUGGAUAUACUUAAUUAUAUACUGAAUUAUGUUCAAGAUCUCGAGAUAUUAGUUUUCUACUUAAUGAUAAGCAUGUUGAAUCACAGGCUGAAAGUCAUAAAUAAUGACCUAACAAAAAUUCUUCAAUAUAAAGAUAACCAAGGCAAGAUCUCAGUUUAUACGAUCAGACAGAAAAACUCAAAGAACGAAAAACCACUCGAUAUCCACGGAAAGAUGGCAGUCAAUAAUCUACGGGAUUUGUCCUUGGCUUACGACACUAUAGGCGAGGCUUGCCACUUGGUUAACAGCGUUUAUAACUAUCAAAUAUUCAUGACAUUGAUAUCAGCAUUCGUCUACAUUGUAAUAACUCUAUGGACUGCGUUGUUUUAUUAUCGCACUCAAGUGUUCACGGGCAAUUUGGUUUCUAUAAUAUUGUGGUGCUGCAGUGAGAUGCUGACGGUGGCGGCCAUGGCUUUUGUAUGCGAGAUGUUGUUAUCGACGCGGAGCAACACGAAAGUGCUGGUAAACGAGCUGGUGAUGGAGUACGCGCUGCCGGCGCGGACGCGCGCGCAGGCCAAGGCGUUCAUGCGGCUGAUCGACGCAUGGCCGCUGCGCGUCUACGUCUACGACAUGUUCACUGUCGACAUUACCCUCAUGCUGAAGUUCAUAAGCGUAUCUACAACUUAUUUGAUUGUCAUCAUACAAAUCUCUCACUUCGUAUAAAAUACCUUACUUAUCUACACCACCAUUUUAAAAUUGCAAUCACUAAAUAUAGAGUAAGAUCCCAGAGCCGCCAGACCUUACUUAUUUUCUCAUGAAUAAAAUGUAUGGGAUAAUAUAGUGUUAGUAUGUACUUUUCAUGUCUGCAUACUUGCUACCCGGCCCGACGGCCAUUUGUCCGGUACAAGGUGCUAAAGUUAGGUUAAAAUAUUACUAACUUUUCUUUAAUAUUCAUGGCUGAUUUUUAUGUAUGAUUUAGAAAAUAUUGUUAAAAAAUUAUAAUCAACAUUGCCAGACCAUUUCCGCCGGGCGGUAACUAUUACCAGACGCUUUAAAGCGGUCAAAAAUAUUGUGACUUUACUUACAUUCUCACUCUUGGUUUAUAUAUAUGAUACUCAGGGAACUAUUACUAUUACAUUUUGUAAGUAGCCACACCAAUUGCAGGGGCCCAGCUAUCCCCCAGACCCACAUAAAGUUUCACACAAACAAACAUAUAAACUUUAUAUGGGUCUGGGGGAUGGUUGGGUCGUCCAAAUGUUUUCUAAAACAUACAUAAAAAUCAGCCAUGAAUAUUAAAGAAAAGUUAUUAAUAUUUUUACCAACCUUUAACACCGUGUAUCGGACAAAUGGCCGUUGGGCCAAUAUAGCAAGUAUGCAGACAUUAAAAGUACAUACUAACACUAUAUUAUCCCAUACAUUUUAUUCAUGAGAAAAUAAGUAAGGUCUGGCGGCUCUGGGAUCUUGGACUAAUAGGGGUGUGCCAUAAGCACAUUGACAUGUAGGUACCUAUUCAGGAUCAUAAUGAUAGUAGAUUUUAAAAAUAUAUUUUUUUACACACGUUGUUUCUAGAUCCAGAUAGUAAAACGUCCGUUCGACUGCUAAUUUUGUAACCGAUUUACCUUGUUUUGUACUUGAACGACAAUUGUAGUGGGCAAAUUGAACAGGUUGGGUUGCUAGUAUAUUGGGUAAUCGAACUAUUAUUAGGAUAGUAAAAAACCAAAAUAAUAAUUUUGUACAGCGCCAUCUAUGGGCAAAUUGGCUAAUUAAUUUGCGCGAUCUAUAUGUAUGUUUGUUUUUCAGGGAUAAUUCUUUAAAUUCUUUAUCAUGUGAACCGAUUUCAAUAUUUUUUGUUUUAUUUGAAAGGAAGUGUCUUUAAUGUAACUCCUUGUAA